AUGUCCAAAGUUCAGCUAAAAGUUGUAUAUAAAGCAAGUUGUUGGGACUGUCAGGAUUUCUACAUUGGCAAAACCAAACGGAGAUUGCGUGACAGAAAAACUGAACACUUCACGGUAAUCACCAGUAACGGUCAUUCAUCAAGAGCACCCAACGACUGUUUUCUGUAAAAUAUCUGUUUGGAGAAGCAAAAAUUCCCUAGAAUUUUCUAUAGCUUGAGGAAGGCUAGAAAUUACUAGAUGACCGUUCAAUUCAUGAGUCAUUCAUGUACAAUUAUCGAAGCAUAUCUAAUAAAUUCCCUCCGAUUUUCUAAAGUUCAAUUUUUCGCAUUUCAGUCCCGGGAUUUGGCUAUUUUUUUGUAGAAAAAGGAAACCUAAACUUUUCGGAUUCCAAAAUGCGAUGGAGAGAGGUAUCAGAAAAAUUCUCUCUUUCGUAAAACUUAAAAUUGGAUCUAAAAUUUUCGAGAAAAUAAUACUGAGACCCUUGUAAUUUCGAAAAGACGCAAGUUCCCCUAGGAUGACCGAACAGAUACAAUUUUAUAGCGCCGCUUAGAAUUCAUUUCCAGAGAUCUAAAAGUACUCUGAAUAGCCUAUAAGGUGUUUUCAAUGCAUUUAAGAGGAAACUGUCGUUGGGUGCCCCUGAUUCAUCAGCUAUUGCAGAACACGUCACUUCUGACUGUUCAUAA
This is a messenger RNA of Porites lobata, 683 nucleotides long. NCBI's taxonomy places the organism in Eukaryota, Metazoa, Cnidaria, Anthozoa, Scleractinia, Poritidae. The record is from the annotation of a GenBank genome assembly.